AUGAGCUACAUCGCCCGCCGCGGUCUUUCGACCCUGAUCCCUCCCAAGAUCGCUUCCCCUAACGCGAUCGGUGCCGCCAAGGAUGCUGCCCGCAUGGACCGGGUCGUGAACUUCUACGCCAGACUUCCUCGCGGUCCCGCCCCUGAGGUCAAGGCCACUGGCCUCAUUGGACGCUACCAGGCUCGCUACUUCACCGGAAAGAACCAGUCUGCUACUCCCUUCAUCCACGCUAUUGCCGGUAUCCUUCUCCUCGGCUACAGCAUGGAGUACUACUUCCACCUCCGUCACCACAAGAACCACCCCCACUAA
Messenger RNA from Aspergillus uvarum CBS 121591, 309 nucleotides. Its product is annotated as F1F0 ATP synthase subunit f. The coding region runs from base 1 to 309 and encodes 102 amino acids. The transcript has 5 exons. Lineage: Eukaryota; Fungi; Ascomycota; Eurotiomycetes; Eurotiales; Aspergillaceae. Gene Ontology annotation, biological process: proton motive force-driven ATP synthesis. The record is from RefSeq and is a predicted model, not a curated record.